Messenger RNA from Bipolaris maydis ATCC 48331, 703 nucleotides. RefSeq lists its product as uncharacterized. The record is from RefSeq and is a predicted model, not a curated record. Lineage: Eukaryota; Fungi; Ascomycota; Dothideomycetes; Pleosporales; Pleosporaceae.
AACACGACCUUUCUUCAAUCCACCGCUCGUUUUGUUCUUUGCGCAUCUACACUCUGGCAAUUCUUCACCAAAACUCAACGACUUGCACACAAUGGCGACGGUACUCUGCGGCGUCUGCGAGACAGAGCCAAAGAAAUACAAAUGCCCAACUUGCGCGCUUCCAUACUGCUCAUUGACAUGCUUCAAGACACACAAAGUCACACACCCAGAAGACGCCGCCUCAUCGACAUCAAAACCCGCCGAGCCAACCAUCCCACAACCACCACCGCCCGCUCCUAUACCGCGCUACCUCAAAAGCCGCACCGACUUCUCUACUCUAGCCACCAGCCCCAAAUAUCAGGCCCUUCUAAAGGAAAACCCUAUAUUACUCUCUACCCUCCAACGUGUCUACGCCAAAACCAUACAGCCGGAUCCGGAAGAUGAGAGACGACGACGCAUGCUCGAGAGGAACAUGUCUCGAGGACGAGGGUCAAGAGGUAGAGGAAGAGGGAGGGGAAGAGGGAGGGGAAGAGGAGGCAGGCAUUGGGAAGACAGAGAAGAGAGGUGGACACCUAAGAAGGGGGACAAAGAUGCCAUGGCUGUGCUAAAGGCGAUUCGGGAUGGGGAGGACAACCCAGAGGAAAAAGAGGCGAUGGCACAAUUUGUGGAGUUUGUCGAAGAGCUUUUCGGAAAGAAAGAUACGACGAGUGGUGUUGAAGGAUGA